CUGUACAAAAAGCUUUUCACAUACACAGUACUUGGUUUUUACACAUCCAACACAGUCACCUAACCAAGUAAAUUAUCUACACACACACACACACUUUACAAAAAGCAUCACCAAUCUUAAUACCUGCACUAUCUCUCUCUCUCUCCAUGGACUUUCCUACGAAACAAUGGAGAAACCAACAGCAUGAGUCAGAGAAACAACAUUCCACAAAGAUGCCAAAACUUCUUCACCCUGCUCAAUCUCAAUCCCAAUCCCAUUCCCAUCAACAAUCACCUGCACUUCCUUUGUUUCUACCUCAACCCAACACCAAAGUCACCAACUUGUCAGAUUCAGCAUUACCUUCCAACAACAGAUUUCCCAGAAUAGGAAUGGGAAGCCAUUUCAGCUUAUCUCAAUGGCAAGAACUUGAGUUACAAGCUUUGAUAUUUAGGUACAUGUUGGUUGGUGCUUCUGUUCCUCCUGAACUUCUUCAACCUAUCAAGAAAAGUCUUCUUCAUUCAUCUCCUUAUUUUCUUCAUCAUUAUCAACCUACAGCAUUGUUGCAAAGUGGGUAUUGGGGAAGAGGAGCAAUGGAUCCAGAGCCAGGUCGUUGCCGGAGAACAGACGGUAAAAAGUGGCGGUGUGCGAGGGAUGUGGUGGCUGGACAAAAGUACUGUGAAAGACACAUGCAUCGUGGUAGAAACCGUUCAAGAAAGCCUGUGGAACUUCCCACACCAACUAGUAAUGGCGGUGGAUCUUUCUCUGCUUUGUCUUCUAUUUCUUCACAGCCUCUUGUCACUUCCUCAUUCAAAUCUCCUUUUGAUCUUCACUUUACUGAACGCUCCACUGGGACCAAAAUUGAAGAGAAGAGCUUAUGUGAAAGCGAUGAUCAUGUGGGUGGGGAUGGAAGACCAGGUGGGCAAAUGCUAAGGCAUUUCUUUGACGAUUGGCCACGAUCACUGCAAGACUCUGACAAUGCUGAAAACAAUGGUGGGUCAUCCUCCACAUGUCUCUCAAUUUCAAUGCCAGGAAAUAACAACACUUCUUCUUCUUCUUCAGAUGUGUCAUUGAAAUUGUCCACUGGCUAUGGAGAAGAACCAUGUCCAAGAAAUGAGAAUGUGGGCCUAGUACAAACUGAGCAGCAACAACAACAACUUCAAUUGAAUUGGAUCGGAGGAUGGAAUUCAGGUAAUCAAGUGUCUUCAAUGGGAGGACCACUUGCUGAGGCACUUAGAUCAUCUACUUCAACUUCUUCACCUACUAGUGUUUUACAUCAAUUGCCACGUUGUUCUGGUUCUCAAACCAGCUACAUUAGCACCUAAGUUUAGUAAUUGGUGCUUUAAUUAACUUGUGUUGUUUUGGGGGUUAGUUUCCACUUUUGGAGAAAUGUUGGAGUUGGACCACGGACACGUUUUGUAUCAAUUUUUUGAACUAUGUUUGUUGACUUGUUGUUGGGAAGGAAAAUGAUAAUGGAUGGUCUUUAUUAAUCAACAUUUCAUUAUGAUUGUAAAUGAAAUUAAUUUCAUUCUCA
This is a messenger RNA of Medicago truncatula (barrel medic), 1510 nucleotides long. RefSeq names its product growth-regulating factor 3. Gene Ontology annotation, biological process: DNA-templated transcription; regulation of DNA-templated transcription; developmental process. Gene Ontology annotation, molecular function: ATP binding. NCBI's taxonomy places the organism in Eukaryota, Viridiplantae, Streptophyta, Magnoliopsida, Fabales, Fabaceae. The record is from RefSeq and is a predicted model, not a curated record. Gene Ontology annotation, cellular component: nucleus. Bases 147 to 1301 code for a protein of 384 amino acids. The transcript is spliced from 4 exons.